Molecule: messenger RNA, 1878 nt
Organism: Drosophila melanogaster (fruit fly)
Lineage: Eukaryota; Metazoa; Arthropoda; Insecta; Diptera; Drosophilidae
Exons: 3
Coding region: 43-801 (252 amino acids)
Molecular function (GO): oxidoreductase activity, acting on the CH-OH group of donors, NAD or NADP as acceptor
Source: RefSeq, marked reviewed
AUGGCCAGUCAUUCGGUGUUUAGACGUCUGUGGAACGGUAACAUGGAGCGUUGGUGCAAUAAAGUGGCCGUGGUGAGCGGAGCGAGUGCCGGAAUUGGUGCAGCAUGCACCCGUGCCUUGAUCGGAGCAGGAAUGAUAGUGGUGGGUCUGGCCAGGCGGCAUGAGCGAGUUGAGAAGCUUCGCAGUGGUCUGAGUCUCGAACAGCAGUCUCGGCUUCACGCAAUCAAGUGCGACAUUACGCAGGAGGAUCAGGUUUUGAAGGCCUUCGACUGGACCUGCCGGCAAUUGGGUGGAGUGGACGUGUUGGUGAGCAAUGCUGGGAUCAUUGGUACCGGAGAACUCAGCGAGCGGGAUGAUGGUCCUGCUAUGCGAUCCACCAUAGAAACAAACAUCAUGGGCACCGUUUACUGUGUCCGCGAGUCCUUCCGUUCGAUGAAAAGGCGAGGAACCGAGGGCCACGUGGUCAUCGUGAACAGCGUGGCGGGCUACCAGGUACCCAACCUGGGACCCCAGCUUCCCUCGCUAAACAUUUAUCCGGCCACCAAGUUUGCCCUUCGCGCCAUGAACGAGAUCUACCGCCAGGAGUUCCAGAGGCACAAAACUGCCGUGAGGGUUUCGACAGUCAGUCCCGGCAUAGUUGAUACGGUCAUCUUGCCGGAGCAGAUACAGGGUAUUAUCAAACAACAUAUGCCCAUGCUGCGAAGUGAUGACGUCGCUGAUGCCGUUCUCUGGGCAAUUGGCACUCCACCCAAUGUUCAGGUCCAUAAUAUAACUAUCAAGCCGCAAGGUGAAAAGUUUUAAUCACUGUUACGAUAAACUGUCAACUGCAGUCGACAAUUUGAAUGGAUACUUUAGUUUUAUUUGUACUGCAACACUAGUAUAGUAUAAUUUGAUCACAAUGUUUUGUGUUUCAUUUAUUUAUUUUUAAGAAAUCCCUUUCUUGGUUCUUAGCCUUUAAUCUAAGGCCUAUUAAAUUGCAGCACAUUGCCCAGUGUCGGCGAAUUCGAUUCCCAAACACCGGAUCAUACCCCAAAUCAACCACCCUUUUCCACCGACACUUUUUUGUACUCUCUCGGAAGGACUUUCAGAGUGGAUUUAAGAGAGUUUCGCCAUGGGUUCUUUUCCAUAUCGUUCCAAAGUAGCUCCAAGCUGCUCCCCAAUGCAUCCAGGCGAUUCAGUUGUGUGGAGCCAGUCGCUCUGUAAACACCGUCCUUUGUUCACUGUGUCCUCUUCUUUCGCUUUCUCAGAUUUUGCAUCUUUCGCCAUCUGUUGUCGCGUGCAUCUGUUGAUUGUGUUUUUACACCCCUAAAGGACCAUUUAAGUCUGUUGAUAUGGGCAAACUGCACAGUUUCACUUAUAAGUUUGAUUUUUAAAGAGUUUUCCAGAAACACGCUGAGAAAAUUUUUAAAUAUGUGCUCCUCUUAUAGUUUUGAAUCCAUAUUAUUUUCUAGAACUAAGUUGUACUACUGUCAUAAUAUGAAAGUAAUUAAAAAGGUUUUUAUGUAUGUCAACAAAUACUUUUAAAACCCUUUAUACAAUAAAAUAAUGUCACUGUAUCUCAACCACUCUUUAAUACACUGUAGUUGUGCGCUGAAUCGCCACGAUAUCGUUAAGAAACUCAAUUUAAAUGCACAUAUUACAUUUAGCCCAAGCUGACCAAACGGCUCAACUGUGGUCCUCGUCACCUCAUUCGAUUUGGAUGGAGGAAUCUCCUUCUGUAUUCAUGAAAGCUGAAAAGUUUUUCGGUUAUUUAUUUAAUGGGUGCUGAAUUCCGCGAAGUCCAUUGAGGGUGCUCAUGGUUCUGCUUUCCAUAAAGGGUGUAGGUCCGUGUGCAUAUAUUUAAAUUACCGCGCUUGUAUUUAUGCGAUUUUUGUUUUU